Messenger RNA from Lymnaea stagnalis (great pond snail), 8923 nucleotides. NCBI's taxonomy places the organism in Eukaryota, Metazoa, Mollusca, Gastropoda, Lymnaeidae. The record is from the annotation of a GenBank genome assembly.
CAAAGUCAAUCGCUUUCGGUUCCAGGUUUUGAUUCCGCUUCAAAGCUCCAAUAUCCUGGAUGACGUCAAACAAAACGUUGAAGUAUUUAAAGAUAAAAAAAAUAUCAUAGAGACCAAUCUCAGUUGUGUGUGGACUCGGUGUGGCAAGUUGAACCGCUUUGAAACUUAUACAUUCAAUUGUAAAGGACACUCGAUAUCACGAAGAAGUUUUUAAAUUGUUCUCGUGAAACACGUUAAAUACAUCAAAGUCUUGUAUUCAAGUUUGUUUGUUUUUUCGUCAAGGUAUGUUAAUUUCAGGUUGUAUCUUUUAUUAUAAUAGAUUUUAGAAUUACAAAAAAAAAUAUUAUUUUUUUUUAAAAAAACAAGAGAAAUUUUAAUAUGUGUUGAAAUUUUUGAAUGGUUUGGGAUAUUUUUUUUUUUUAAACGCGUGGAGAGUUUAAAAAGCAGGGGGAAACUAUAUUUUAAAGAAACUGAGAACAUAAUUGGUGGGUGAAGGUGAGAAAUUUUCUAUUUAUCAACAGUAAGUAACUGGUACGAGAGUUCGUAACAUUCGUAAUAAUUUAAUUCAUACAGAGGUUACGUAAAGAUAAAUGUAAAAUUAGUAGAUAUGGAAGGGGAGCUGGUUCCAGAACGUGGACGCAUGGAAGGAGAAGGAGCGUUCACCGAUGGUCUUAGUUUUGGUUCUUGGGAUUGAGAGGGUUCUAUUGUCAAUGGAAGAGCGUAGGUGUCUUGUUAUGAAGUAGCAACGAAAAUAGUUUUGUGGUAAGGGGUCACCACAACAUGAGGAACUGUGUUAAAGGGUCCUGGCAUUAGGAAGGUUGAGAACCACUGUAGUUCUUGAUAGAAAGCCCCCUUUCAUAGCUACAAUUUAGCAUUAAAACUUUAAUUUGUAUAUUAUUGCCAAAAGUAGUAUUAUUAUCUUUUUAUUUUAUUUUAUUUGUUUUUUUAAUCUUGAGGAUCCUAUAACAGCAACUAUAAUUUCACAAUACGUCGUCAAACAUAAAUUCUACACAACGCUGACUCUAUUAAAAUACUUCCGUAAAACUGACCUACUAAAACUAUGAAAACUUAAAAUUUAAUAAAAAUGUAUUAUCAUCAGCAGCGAGUCUAUGUGCCAAGUUUAAGUUUCAUAGAAUGGCGGGAAAUGGGUCAAUUAGCCGUCCGAAGAUUUUGCCUUAAACACAAGAAAAAAAUAGAAGUUGAUGUAAAGGAUUUUAAAAAUGGGAAAGUUUAAGCAAUAAAUACCAUUGGGGAAGUCUUGUCAUGAAAAAAUUCAAGGGGUUAAUUUGGACAAUUUUACGGAAAUUGUAUUUUAAGAAUAUUUUAACGCGUUGAUUACAUUAUAUAUAUAUAUAUAUCUAUUUAUAUCCUCUUCUAAUUUAACAGUUAUGUCUAAACUAUUUCAGCACAACAGGAGUGUGGUCUCUUCUUAUUUGAAGUUUUACGCCGCCCAUGGUACUCCAACAACGAAAUGGACAGAGUGGUGAAAAGAACGAUGAAGGACUCGCUUGCAUCGAAAUUACGUAAAAAUUUGCCGUACAUUGAAGAACACGUUGAGGCCAAAGAACUUCUCUCGUAUUUGUUCGCCAACAGUGUAAAUAUCGGUUGUUGUUGUUGUUGUUAUCGUUGGAGUGGUUGUGUAUUGCAACUGUAUUCAAUUAAAGACCUUGUGGUCAUAUUGUAAAUAUAAUUGCACCGCUUCCAGGCUCCAAGAAUUUCACGGCCGCUUUCUUAAUUCCAGAAAGUUUCGAGCGCGGCUUUAGUGCCGCCUCAUACUAGUGUGCCGCAAACGUUCACGGGUAUUUUUGUCAGAUUUUCAUAUGAUAUGAUGGCGUGUUGCAUUCUUUUGAAAACAGUUUAAGCCUAUCACAAGAUGAUAAAGGUUUUAAACACUAUUGGCAUAUGUUGCCAGUCCUGCCUGGUAACAAACACGUUUAUGAUGAUGACAUCGUGUGAACCUAAAAGCCUUGCGUGUAACUAGUUAUCUUUUAAUUCAAUCAGAUUAUUGACGUGGACGACAGAGAGUCCGUCUCGAGGGCCGGGACCAGGAAAGAGAGAGCCUGCUCUCUUGUGACGCUUCUCAUGCACCGCGGCGACAGGGCGUACGCGUGCUUCCUGGAGGCGUUGAGGAACGCCCGCUACACCUUCGUCGCCAACAAGAUAUCCGGACUUCCGUACCAGACGAGUGAAGACAGUGACGCUGGAGCUGGGGCUGCUCAUGUGGAUCUGGGUAACUGGAAAUGACGUGUGAUGUUCUUAAUUUACUCAAUUCAGUUAAUGUUUCUGCACUUCCGAAAUACAUUUAGUAGUGACCUUGAUUUAGAUAAUAUGUCCGCUUUCAAACUUGGUAAAGUUUACAACUAGCAUUGUAGCCCGGUGAUACCUGGGUUAAAAGUGGUACAAUCCUUUUAAUGUAAGCCCACCGCUCGUGGCAAUAAAAUAAAGCCUGAUUAAAAAUUCGUGAACCAAAAAAUGUCGUCAAUAAAUCAUCUGGGUUCAAAGUUCAAGAUGGGCUCAAAGCAAAUAUGCGUAAAGAUAAUCUCUAAAAUUCAUUAUUUUUGUAACGUACAGCCAAUAGGGUUGAGUGAUUUUAGCCUAAUUUCCUCUUUGGGACCUUGCUAAAUUUGUUUGCGAUCCAUCAAGUUGUUUAAAUUUCUAUAAUGAAUAUAUUUCAAUAAAAAACAUAAAUACAUAGAAACAUAAAUACACGCGGCACUUUACAUAGGAGAUAACAACAUUAAUUAUUAUGAAAAUCUAUAUAUAUAAUUUGCGAGCAAAGGUCAAACACCACCACCACCACGCAUGCGAUAUAUAGAUACGCCAGAGUGUGGUUCAAGAAUGACUUCACUAGCGCGCAAAAUAUAAUUCCCGAUAACUACGCUAAAUGAUCUAUACAUAUUUUUUAAAAUGCAAUUGCGUUUGGUGCGUAAUAUUUUCUUUUCGGAAAUGAAAUCGUCUCAAUUUAAGUAUUAGGUUAAAAAUAGUCGGUUAAAAAGUGGUUGGGACAUGAGAAUAUUAAUAUAGUUCAUGGGCGUGAAAUAAAAAGUGUGCAGUGACGUAUCAUGAAAAUGGGGAAAAGGGGAAAAGGGGGGGGGGAGGGGUGUAGCAAAAUUGGGAUUCUUAAAUGCGCGUAACUUGAGUUCACGUUUUUGUCAAGUAACUUUAGUAGAUGGGACGUUCACGCACUGCUACUGCCAAUGUUUGGUGGGCUAUAACUAGUAAUAUUUAAAUGACAAUAAUGAUAGAUUAGCAACAGUUUACAGUUGUCAUAAAACCAUAAAAACGGCAUUACAAAUCCUAUAUAUAUAUAUAUAUAUAUAUAUAUCAAGACAAUUUUUUUUAGGAAAUACUUGAAAAUUUACCCCCCCCCCCCCACAAAUCUCGUAUAAGAAACUUAUAAAUUAAAAAUUUUUUAUAUUUUUUUUUAAAAAUACUUUAAAAAUUUCCCCCCCCCCCCCCCACAAAUGUCGUAUAAGAAACUUGUAAAUUAAAAAUUGAUUAUAUUUUUUUUUCUGUACUUUAGCAAAGAAAUUAUUUUUGUUUAAAGCUUCUUAAUUUCUAGAGAAUAAUGAUUUUGCUUUGGGGUUAUUUAAAAUAAAUCAUUGAUGAAAAUAUUUAACUUUUUUUAUGGUCAGUGCAAUAUUAUUGCUUGUGGCUAGUCAUAAUGCACGAAUGUAAUCUUGUCCACCUGCUCUCACAGUGACAGUCUCAAUACCUGACAGAAUAGCAAGUAUUGAACACCAGACAGGAAUAUAUGGCAUAACAUUAGAGAGAAUUUCCAGAAGGUGAAUUCUUGUUGAAAUAUUUGAAAUUUUUUUAAGAACUAUACACAUAUAAAUUUAUUUAUUUAUUUUUAUAUUUAUGAAAGAAAUAUUUAGUCUACCUUUUAAAUGAGCUAUAACGUUUCUGAAAAUAUCAAUCAAUUCAAAAUUUACGUAUCUAGAAGGUAAUAUGUGAGAGUAUAUAAGAAUUGUCAUGAUAGAAUUUAUUAGUUUCUACAGAAUAAUUGGUAAAAUGCUUCCGAGUCCCAGUUAGAAAAAAAUAUAAAUUCUUAUACUAAAUUCAAACAUAAUAAACUGGAAACCAUGGGCAAUUUUGACUUUAAAAAAAAAUUAUUUAAUCAAUAUUUUUUUCAAAUUUGUUGCAAGUCACAAAGACUAAAAAUGAGGAUGGCAACUUCAUCAACUAGAAAAUAUCAGAGCUUUGUACUCGUUAGCCAAUUAACAACGUUUUGCUGUUCGUUUUUUUUUUUUUAAUCGCUUGUCAAAUAAGCGGUAGCUUUCGGCUGGACCAAAAUAAAUGUGAACUAUUUUCUUAGUGUGUGUGUUUUUUUAACAGGUUAGAUGAGGGUGCUACGAAGGAGGAUCUGAAACUUAUUCAGCUGGAGAUCAGUAAUUUGGUGGGUACGGAAACACGUGGAGUAGUCGUAAAUUUUAAAACGUACAUGAGCGUAGGGUGUGCAAAGUAAGGAACAAAAGGUGUGUCGGUCAUGUGGGGCCGUCCUGUGCUAGAAAUGAGUGUACUUAAAACAUUUUGAAAUUCUUCUUUAGCGACAAUUCAACGUCUUGCGUUUAUGUUCAAGACGAAAAAAAAUGAUAUCUUUAUUUUUUUUCUUUUUAAUGGAGUCGGUGGAUUCCAGGAUUUGCCCAGGGCGUAAUUUUACCUCACACGAUACAAACUGAAAUGAAAAUGACAAAACAAUUAGGGGUUGUCAUUAAAUGGCGGAAAUCUAUUAAUAGAACAUCCGGGCACACGGUCCGGCCAAUCUCAUCAAGAUAUUAAUAAAACAUCCUGGUCUUCCGUUUGGCCAGUUUCUCAACAGCUGUUCGUAACCUCUACGUUAAUGUGGGCCAGCGUAGUGUUUCUUAAUGUAGACGAAAACAUCACCUUUAUUUUACAAGAAAUUUUGUAAAAAACAAAUUGCUACUGAUAUGUAUUUAUGCGGAAAUGCAUUGCUAGAAGUGAUGUUUUACGAACGCAUUGCCUAAAAAUAGUAACAUUACGUAAUGCGAGAUGACGUUUUCCGGUCUUAGGAAUGACAAAACCUAUUAAUAGCAUAUAUAUAUAUAUAUAUAUAUAUUAUAUAUAUAUAUAUAUAUAUAUAUAUAUAUAUAUAUUGACUGGGCGAUGUGGUUGGAUGAUCGUUAACACGAAGAUGGUUUCUAUUAAUAGAAUUAUGUAUCCCUAGUCUCACACAGGGAAUGUUUUAAAGCUACUGAUGGAUUCCCGGGUCACCUAUAAAUGUUUCAAGUUAAAGAUAGGCAAUGUAACCAUGAAAUAUUUAUCGUCAUUUUAUGUUACAGUUACAAUGCAGGCAUUUUUUUUCCUUCAUAAAAACCAUGUUAUUUUGCACAGUGCCGCUGCCAACUAGAUCUCUGAAUAUAUUUUGGUCUCUUUAAAUUAAUGGAGAGCUUUUGCUUGAUUUUUUAAUUAUUAUUUUUUUUUUUUGCUUAUGCUGCUCAACAUUUCGUUUUCAUUCACUAUCUGUUUUGAUGGGCUAUUCCAAAAGUUAAAGAUUUUUUUUUCCACGCAGGAGGCUGCAUUUAGAAAGGAAUUAGAGAUGGAGAAACUUAAAUCUCAACUCAAGGCCAAGGAAGACGAACUGGCCAGGCUCUCGGCAGAAAUGUCCGACCAAGUCCAACAGCUCCUGGCCGAGAUAGCCAGUUUGAAGCAGCAGGCCGUGAACGGGGAGAGAGAACUCCAGCAGUUCAUGCGUGAAAAAGGUGAGCAGGCCGUCCACGUGGAUUCAGGCAAAUGAAAUAUUUAUCUUAAAGUAAGAAUGUACAUUUUAAAAAAUCCACUACUGCGUAGUAAACGGUAAUUAGCCAAUAUGGUUUGUCAUUUAAUGGCGGAAAUCUAUUAAUAGAACUGUUGCAAUCAUCCGGGUAACUAGGUUGGACAAAAUGUCAACAUUGCCCAACAUCUUUGCGAAGUGGCCCUUAACCUAAAUCAAAACGUGUUUACAACUAUAUUUUACGAAAUAUUUUACACCAAAUUUUUUUUUACUGCUACUGCUGUAUUCAAGGAUCUGAAUUUUGUGAGAUCGGACAUCGGUGGCCGAGCGGUCUGAACUGAAUCCAAAAGUUUGUGGUCUGGAGCUCAAUACCCACCAAAGCCAACACCACAAGCAUCCCGGGUGGAUGAUGGGACUCGCUAGCUUAAAGAGAAGGCAAACCAGGAGCCAGAAUGAUAAAUAAAUUGAUCGUGGGCACCUAAAAUUAUAGGGGGUGGGGGGGGAGAGGGGGAGGGGGCCUCAUUACGCGCAUGACACAUGUAAGAGUGACUCUAGAUACAAGGAUCGUCCGCUCAUGCAGGAUGUUAGAGUUUAUUCGUUUCCUAAAACUCACAAAGAUGUAGAAAAAAAAAGUAAAAGUUUGUUUAGGAUUCACAUAGAAAGAGCGAUUGAGGGAAAUGAAGAGUUAUAAAAAAUACUUGUUGUUUGUCCGACAUUCUAAAAAUAGUAACAUUACGUAGUGCGCUAUGACGUUUUCCGGUCUUAGAAAUGACAAACCCUAUUGACGUCAUAAGCUUCAUAUGCAGUCCAAACCACUAGUCGAGUCUGGGAGUUCAUUAAUAAUCGUUGCGAACUGAAUAUUAUGUUGGAUUACGCGCUGUGUGUUGUUUUUUUUUUAGAGAUUAAUUGACUAGUGAACGCUCUUCCCGCGUUGGAUUUUGUGACGUAUUUGUAUGCUUAUUAUGACAUAUUGUCUAGUCCGUUAUGUGACCUACGAUCAAUUUAUCUGGCAGUCGUGAAAGGAAGUCUGUGGCUGUAGGAUAUGUUUUAUUUCUCUCAGUUAGCGAACUGCGCUACUCAUGUUUAUAUGGAAAUAACAGUCUGUGAAUUUACAUUAUAAAUUAAAGUUGCAUUUAUUAGGCAAAACAAAAAAGGGACUUCAGGUGAUUCAGUACGACGUGUUACAACGUGUGAAAGAACUUGAUGAAUUAACCAAUCUCGUGUAAGCAGGACUUUGACAACACCACUGUGUAAUGAAUGAAAAUAGCAUGAAUACUGUCAGUGAAAUUUAAAAAAAUAAAAAAUUAUGUUGGAUUAACCAAACGUUUAUAGUUAAAACUACCUAUAGCCCACCAAAAAAAAAAAAAUAUGUCGACCGCAUCGCGUGAACUUCCCAUCUACUAAAGUUACUUGACGAAACACGCAUUCGAUUAACGCACUUAGUAGUAUUCCCGAUUAGUGCUACCCUCGCCUUGUACGCAACCACCCCCUGCACUAAAUUAAUAUUCAAAGGUCCCCCCCCCCCCCCCCUCCCCCCAGAUUUAUUUCAUCAAUUAUUUUCCGUCAAACAAAAAAAUAUAUAUAUAUUACGCACCAAACACACCUGAGGUAUUUUUUAAGAAUCUCGCUGAGCGAGAAUUUUAUUUUGCGCACUCUGGUAGCGUUAGGAAGACAUUGGUGCGUAGAGAAUUGGGUAUUUCGAAGAGUCAGGAUUAAUAAUGUUUUAAUACUGACGUAUACCUGCGAUAGGAGGACGUCAUUUUAUAAGAUUAAACAUAAACAACAUUCGGGCAAUCGGAAAAAAAAUCUUGAGAUUAUUAAUUUUACCGAGUGAGCAGUGAAUGCAAUGGCAUAAGUGGUUCAUCCGUGUUAUGAUUGGUUGGGCUUAAACACGGAUGGCUCGAGUGCCACCAACCAGUGGCAUUGUUCCACUCUCUUCAAAGCUCCUAAACCGCGUCCGGAAAAUUAUGAAAACUCAUGGAAAAUAGUUACGGUUUCUCUUUAAAUUCCAUAACUUAUUUUAAUUGUUAAAUAAUGUUUCAUUGUGUAUUAAACUCCAGUUUGUUUUCGAAGCAUUCACAUUUAACUUUGACACGCGCUCCAAGAAGCGCUCUCCAGUGACCAAUCAUUAUCAAAAGGGUUCCCGAUUCUUUUUUUUUUUCCGGACACAAUUUACAUUCAAAAACUCCCAAAAUUAAAGCCUCAGAAUUCUGUUGUUACGACAAUCAAACUGGUAUAUUGGGUGCCACUACUGGGUGGGGGGGGGGGGGGGUGUUCUCCAUUGAAUCCUUGUGAAAAACACAAUUAAUUUACAUCUUGCAAAUAAUUUGCAAGAUGUAAAUUUUAAACUUUAAACAAUUUCAGCUCAACUAGAGACCAAGGUGCAAGAUUUAAUUACAAAAGAGGCGUCGAAUAACAUCAGAAUUGAAACAGUUGAAAAAAAUUUUGAAGCCUUUUCUUCCGAGAUAAAAAAAAUGGUAAGGGGAGUCGUGUCUUUCAAUUCUUUUCAGUUUAUUUCAGUGAUUCUAUGAUCAGCAUUUUUAUUUUAUUUAUUUUUACAAAUUUAUUCUAUUAUUUGUGGUUAUAAUUUCUUUUAUAAAAAUACAAGAUUUCUAUAAUCAGAGACUACGUGCGGCUAGAAUUCACCCCCAGUGUGCUAUUACUCCGGCCAGCUUCCAUACUUUGUCAUUAAUUUUUAAAACAGUUUUAACGGUCAACAGCUUUUUCAUAACACCGUAACUCUUGGCCUUCGCUAGCAGUUCAUCAGGGUUUGUGAAAGAUAUUUCAACAUUGUCUCUGAAUAUUGGAUAAGUUUUUUUUAAAAGUAAUUUAGUUGGGGUGGGAAUGUGGGGGGGGGGGUUGGUUCAAUGGUUCUUGCCAAACUUCUGAAGUGCUAGACAACCAUUCAAUAAACUCAUAUGUUACUCAAUUUUUUGCUGUCAGGUCAAAGCCUCCAUUCAACCAAAACAUAAGAGGUCUUCAGGCUGUCGUUGUGAGGCCUGCAAUCGGCCACCUGAGCCCGCUGUCAUUGGCUCAGGGAAAAGCCAUUAUCAAUGGAAAUAUUGAACUCCCCCACCAGUGAUCAUCUAAUUUUUGUUGUUGAUUUUUUAUUAUAUUUUUUCUGCUUUUUUUAAUUAAGUAAUUAAAAUCUUUAUUUGCAAAGAAAUAAAACAUCUGGUUUAAAAGCGA